This is a messenger RNA of Symbiodinium sp. CCMP2592, 957 nucleotides long. Lineage: Eukaryota; Dinophyceae; Suessiales; Symbiodiniaceae. The record is from the annotation of a GenBank genome assembly.
AUGACCAUCUCCGGUCUCUCCAGUCUGUGUCUGGACCCCGGGGCAUCUUGCACCUGCCGCACCCGCCUCCACACGGACAUCCUUCUUCAUCGACUGCCGCCUCUACCGGCCGACCCAGGAGGAGGUGUGUUGUUGGCGCGCGGCCUUACCUUCCGCCCUUCCGAUGAGAUGCUCUUAGACUUGCAGGCCGAAUAUGCGCGCCGGUCGCUCGGCAGGGGGCCCCAAGUGUUGGAUUUGGAUUUGGGGGAGCAUGAGACGAGAAGCGAGAACGACGUCGAGGAAGUGCCAUCCGACCCGCCGCCGGAGCCGAAGGCGAUAAAGCCCAAGCCCAAGGGUCUGCUGCAAAAGGGGCUUGCGAUGGCCAAAGACUAUGCCCUGCAGGCCGCUGGCGAAUAUUUCAGCAGUGCUGGUGGCAAAGGAGACCCUGAAGUCGAAAGGCAGUGCCACGAACUCUACGGCCUCUUCCAGAGGAAGAACGUCAUGGAAGCGCACACAGACCGACCGCUCAAAAGGAGCAGAGGAGGGAAGCACAAGCCGCUCGCCAAUCUCGAGGGUGACAAGGCUCCAGGUGGCCUCUUCAUCCAGCACACGGCCUCCCACCAGUGGUACCACUGCUUCAUCUUGGGGAAAAAGGAGGACGCGCAGCUACAGUGUGUAGCGAUGGAGCCCGACUGGAUCUUCCAGAAAACUAACCGCAAGCUUUGCGGCUUGCAAUCGUGCGACUACGAUCGGCUCACCUUCAAGACCGAGUGCCUCGACAGGGUGGUCGGUUGGAUCCCGCGGUCACAAUGUGUUUACGUUGGCCACCAUGGACAGGUGCAUCCCAAGGACAUGAUGGGAACCCCUGUCCCAUAUUCGGUCUACAUCAUGGGAUGUCCGCCAAUACCUUCGGCCCCCACCCUGCAGAGAUUGCGAACAAGCCAGAAGUGGAGAGACUUCCUGCUACUUGCAGGGUAA